AACAAAAAGCUUAUAACCAUGGAAAUUCGAUUCACGAUUUGACCAUUUCGUCUCAUUUCACGAAUCCUUACGCAAAGCAUCCUCUCCCUCUUCCUCUGAGAUGUGGAGUUACGUCUUGUUACCGUUCGUACUAUCCUUGUGUAAAGAUAUUACCAUAAUGGCCAAGGCCACCGAUUCGCCUGCGGCGAUUUUCCUUCCUAGUCAAACCGGAGCUAACGAUUCACGCGUCUUUGAUUCUCCGAUUUCUGUAUGCUCCGCGCCGGAUCCGAACCUGAACUACAAGCCGGUUAUCGGGAUUCUAAGCCAUCCUGGCGACGGCGCGUCGGGUCGUUUGAACAAUGCUACUAACGCGUCGUACAUCGCUGCUUCGUAUGUGAAAUUGGCUGAAGCUGGUGGAGCACGCGUGAUCCCUCUCAUCUAUAACGAACCCGAAGAAUUUCUCUUUCAGAAGCUUGAUUUGGUCAACGGUGUGAUAUUCACUGGUGGUUGGGCUAAACAAGGAUUGUAUUAUGAUAUCGUCAAAAAAAUCUUCAAUAAAGCUUUGGAAAGAAAUGAUGCUGGAGAGCACUUUCCCGUAUAUGCCAUUUGCCUAGGAUUCGAGCUCCUGACAAUGAUUAUAAGUCAGAACACAGACAUUCUUGAAAAGGUUGAUGCAAAGAAUUCUGCAUCAAGUCUCCAGUUCGUUGAAAAUGUUAGCACCGAAGGCACCGUUUUUCAAAGAUUUCCCCCAGAGUUAUUGAAGAAACUCAGUACAGACUGUUUGGUUAUGCAGAAUCAUCAGUUUGGUAUCUCGCCAGACAGCUUUGAAGGCAAUAUUGCUCUGUCUCGUUUCUUUAAAAUCGUCACAACAUGCACUGAUGACAACAGUAAGGCUUAUGUUUCAACUGUUCAAUCAAAAAAAUAUCCGGUGACAGGCUUCCAGUGGCAUCCUGAGAAAAAUGCAUUUGAGUGGGGAUUAUCCAGAAUUCCACACUCUGAGGACGCGAUCCAGGUGACUCAGCUCGCUGCAAAUCAUCUAGUCAGUGAAGCUAGGAAGUCACUAAACAGACCAUCUCCCAAGGAAGUGCUGAGCAAUCUCAUUUAUAACUACAAGCCUACGUACUGUGGAUACGAAGGGAGAGGUUACGACGAGGUUUACAUUUUUACACAACAACGAUCCCUUCUCUAAGAACAUCCUCUCGUGUGUUUAUUCGGUUGAACCAGUGAUGAUUCUUCAAUCUUCAACUCUGUUAGUAUAUGUGAAGCUUUUGUAACUCUGAUGAUGUGUAAUAUCUAUCUAUGGCUUGUAUUUGUGAAGUGUAUUUUUUACUCAUAGAAAUGUCAAAUAACAACUCUAUUUGUAAGUGUAUGUUGGGCUUUAUAUUGUACGUUUAAUACAUAAA
This is a messenger RNA of Eutrema salsugineum, 1382 nucleotides long. Its product is annotated as gamma-glutamyl hydrolase 2. Gene Ontology annotation, cellular component: vacuole. Lineage: Eukaryota; Viridiplantae; Streptophyta; Magnoliopsida; Brassicales; Brassicaceae. The transcript has 10 exons. The record is from RefSeq and is a predicted model, not a curated record. Bases 101 to 1168 code for a protein of 355 amino acids. Gene Ontology annotation, biological process: tetrahydrofolylpolyglutamate metabolic process. Gene Ontology annotation, molecular function: gamma-glutamyl-peptidase activity.